AUGGACGCUCCUCAAAGUCUGUGUCCUGGCUACCAGCAGGUCGAAUCAUUUGGGCAGGAUGAUAUAUAUGAGGACGAAGAAGUUUUUUACGUUACACUGGAUAUGGGAAAUGUGGAACCGACACUUGUUCCAAGUUCCACAUCGUACAGAUUAAUCGGUUUGGAUACUCCAACGCCUUAUAUUCAACUUCAGGGUACCAUUUUGAAGGGGAGACACGAUUUGCUUCUAGGGACGGAAAUGAUAUUUACUGAUGAUAAGGAAAGCCACGAUUGGAAUACCAGAUCGGUUGUACAUGUUGGCAAUACCGAACAACGCGUGGCAUUUCAGGAAGUCACCCUGAUUCCCAAAAUACCUGCCACAGCCAACGAGGUGGCCAAUAUCAACAUGGAACCCUCAACUGAGGAGCGUACUGCCCAGAUCGAUCGCAUGACAGGUCUGUCUGGGCCUCCUCCUCGUGCUUCUCGAUCUAGAAAGUCGACUGCAAGCGGAAAGGCUAGGAGUAAAGGGAAAGAAAAGGCCAAGGAGACUGCAACCAGUAGCUCGUAUGCGACUCGGUCUUCGAAAGGCAAGGAAAAAGAGGUGGCCCCGCCGUUGGAUGACAUGCUUACUAUGGAUGCUACCCAUGAUGACGAUGAAGAUACUGACGAUAUGUACGUGGAUGAAUGA
Psilocybe cubensis is the source of this 666-nucleotide messenger RNA. RefSeq lists its product as uncharacterized. NCBI's taxonomy places the organism in Eukaryota, Fungi, Basidiomycota, Agaricomycetes, Agaricales, Agrocybaceae. Gene Ontology annotation, biological process: transcription by RNA polymerase III. Gene Ontology annotation, cellular component: transcription factor TFIIIC complex. The transcript has 3 exons. Bases 1 to 666 code for a protein of 221 amino acids. The record is from RefSeq and is a predicted model, not a curated record.